UCCUCAGAGGUCAAGUGCAAGACAAUUAAGAUAGCAACGAGCAUAUUGUGUGUCUAUGAGAGAGCUAGAGAGAGAGAGACAUACACACAAACACACAACUCAGAGAGAGAGAUUUUAAAAGGACACAAGUGUAAAAACUGAAAAAAAAAAAAAAAAAAAAAAAAAAAAGAGAUCGAGAGGCAAAAAGGGUGGGAGAGGACUCACAUGAUUUCCAACAAUAUUCCAAGGAAGUUGCAGCACUGGCAUGAUCUGUAUCCAUAAUCUUCGCAGAACCGAGAAACACUUAUGCAUCUCAGUCAAUCGCCUCCCUCACUGCAUCUAGGCAUCGGUUAUAGAAUAAAUGUUUGAUUACUCGGAAGAAGGAUUGAGCAACGCACGGACCUAGCUGAUAAAGAGGGAACUAAUCAUUCUGGGGAACUAAGCAGCUAGCUAGACAUAAUGGAUGAGCUAGAAUUUGGUUAUCAGGAAGCUGAGAAGAGUAACGAGAUCAGCGAGGAACAAGUAGAAAACGGAUCAGUGGGAUCGUCCCAGAAAUUCUCAUCCUUCGAUUUGAAUGAAGAAGCAAGUAGUGACAAUGAAGAAAGAGGCCAAGGGAAUAAAGCUGCAGAUAAUGAUAUCUCUAGUGAAGGAAAUGAAGGGCGGAGAGUUAAAGUAAGGCAAUAUGUGAGAUCGAAAAUGCCUCGUCUUCGGUGGACACCUCAACUCCAUCUUUCUUUUGUGCACGCUGUUGAAAGACUGGGUGGCCAAGAUAGAGCAACUCCUAAAUUAGUUCUUAAGCUAAUGAAUGUGAGAGGACUUAGCAUUUCUCAUGUAAAGAGUCACUUGCAGAUGUAUAGAAGUAAGAAGCUUGAUGGGAAUGGCCAAGUAUUAUCUGAAAACCACGAAUCCAAGCAUGGAAGGGAUUACAUAUCUUGCAUGGUGCACCAAACAACCAACCAGCCUCGUCGACAUGUAUACUUUAGAAUGGACAACGGUGGCAUCGUUGUAGCAACAAAUCCACACGACUGUCAUAGCCAAUCACAGCCAGAUUUUAAAGCUAGCUCAAGGUCAAGUUCUCUACUAAACAAAGAACUCGCAAAAGGCAACAACUCGAACAAAUCUAUAGAUACAAUCUUGCAAACUUUACCGAUAAACCCUAGCAAGUUUCUUGAGGAAAGGCCUCCAUUUGAAACGAUUAACAAACAACAAUGGAGGGCUAAAAGAAGACCAGCUGCCAAAAUCAAUUGGUCAGAUAAUCGUCAUGGCUCCCAAUCUGACCAUCUAAUGCAUCAUAUGCACACCACACCAAGGUUGAUAGGGGAAUCUCACAAUUUAAGACCACCAAACUGGCACCUUGGAGAGAGCAGAAACGUAAGGCAAUUUCCAUCAAACACACACAAUUCUAUCACCAAUUCCAGUUGCUACAAAACCGAAUGCAAGUCGCCAUUUAGGUUUGAGCUGAAUGAAGAAAAUUUUUCUAAGUACAAAGAAUGGAUGCCACAACUGGAAUUGGGUCUGGGCCAAAGAGUUGAGAAUUAUGAGGAAAAGAAGAUUCUUUCCAGACAUCGUAUGGUUAGUGAAGAUCAUUAUGGAACUGGGCAAAGAGUUAAACAGGAAAUUAGCACUAAGCUUUCUCUUUCUCUUUAAUUCUUGUUGUCGACCUAAUCUGGUCUGAGGUGCAAAUAGUGAAUAUAAAAGUAUAUCCAAACAAAUUUCCAGUCUAUACUAAUUAAUGUCAUGGAGCCAGCCAGGCAUUGAGGAGGCUGGUUAGUGAUUCCCAGGUAUAUAUCUCCAUCGUCUUCCCGAGACCCCCUUGGCUCGGCCUGUGUCAAAAGUUCUCAACGUACUGUGAAAUACUUGUUCUAAAAGCAUUUAUAUAAGCUUAGGGUUUUUCUUUCUCUUCU
Molecule: messenger RNA, 1883 nt
Organism: Malus domestica (apple)
Lineage: Eukaryota; Viridiplantae; Streptophyta; Magnoliopsida; Rosales; Rosaceae
Molecular function (GO): DNA-binding transcription factor activity; DNA binding
Source: RefSeq, a predicted model, not a curated record